AUGGAGGAGGACAAAUCAACCCUCAAGCGGGCAUCAUCGGCGCCCUCCAUCGCGCAGACUUUCUCACCAUGCCGUGAAGCCCUCUUCAUCACGGUAGUCUGCAUGGCACAAUUCAUGACACAAACAAACGUUGGUGUCUGUCUAUCAAAUCUCGACAUCCUCGGCGAUAGUUUUGGAGUUGCCGACUCCGGCAUCUUGAGCUGGUUCCUGGCCGGGUACUCGCUGACCGUCGGCACAUUCAUCUUGAUAUUCGGGCGAUGCGGCGAUCUCUUCGGCUAUCGACGUAUAUUCCUAUCGGGCUUUAUUUGGAUUGCGGUCUGGUCCUUAGUCGCCGGAUUGAGCGUAUACUCGAAUCAUAUCUUGUUUAUUCUCGCGCGGGUCCUGCAGGGUAUCGGGGCUGCGAUGGUGUUGCCUAACGGCCUGGCCAUUUUGGGUGCAACUUACCCACCGGGUAAAAAGAAGGCGAUGAUUUUUGCGCUGUUUGGUGCCGUGGCGCCGAAUAGCGCGGUAUUGGGCGCAGUUUUUAGUGCGAUCUUCUCGCAGUUAGCGUGGUGGCCGUGGACGUUUUGGAUGCAGUCUAUAGUCGCGGUCGCAUGUGCUGGGCUGGGUCUGUUGGUGGUUCCUUCUAUUCACCAUGAUACCUCUCCCGAUACGAGCACUUGGGUCAACCUAUUCAAAGCGCUCGAUGCCCUUGGCGCGCUCUGCGGUAUCGGUGGACUGGUGCUUGUCAAUAUCGCGUGGAACCAGGCCCCCGUCGCAGGCUGGAGUACUCCAUACGUCUAUGUGUUGCUGAUCAUCGGGUUACUGCUGAUCGCGGGAUUUUUCGUGGUGGAGUUUCGAUUCGCAGAACACCCUUUGAUUCCAUUCCACGCUUUCAGUCGGGACGUCUCAUUCGUGUUGGGCUGUAUAGCGUGUGGAUGGGGCGCGUUCGGAACGUGGAUCUGGUAUUUCUGGCGCUUCCAAAUGGAGUAUCGACACACGAGCCCUUUGCUAGCAUCAGCGGAGUUCGUGCCCGCAGCGCCAAUAGGUAUCAUUGCCUGCUUUGUUACUGGCUUGCUGAUUGCACGAGUCCGGCCCGGGUGGAUCAUGGUGAUGUCUAUGACGGCUUUUACGCUUGGGAAUAUCUUCACGGCAAUCGCGCCUGUGCACCAGACGUAUUGGGCUUUGACCUUUGUGUGCCUGCUGGUAAUUCCCUGGGGGAUGGACAUGUCGUUUCCGGCGGCGACGCUGAUGUUGUCGAACUCCGUGGAGCGGAAACAUCAGGGUAUUGCAGCAUCGCUGGUGACUACUGUUGUCAAUUAUAGUAUCUCGUUGAGCUUGGGCUUUGCGGGGACGGUGGAGGUUCAUGUCAACAGUGGUGGGAAAACGCCCGAGGACGUGCUGAAAGGGUAUCGGGGAGCAUUAUACUUUGCUACGGGACUUGGUGGGUUGGGCAUCCUUCUCAGUGUGGUGUUUACGCUGAAAUGCUAUUGGGAAGAGCAUCGGUCACGGGCCGUUAAUGAUACAGCAACUGAAGAGGGAUCUAUCAGCACGUUAGCCGAAGAUUAA
Penicillium cataractarum is the source of this 1548-nucleotide messenger RNA. Its product is annotated as MFS transporter. Gene Ontology annotation, cellular component: membrane. Gene Ontology annotation, molecular function: transmembrane transporter activity. The transcript has a single exon. Bases 1 to 1548 code for a protein of 515 amino acids. Lineage: Eukaryota; Fungi; Ascomycota; Eurotiomycetes; Eurotiales; Aspergillaceae. The record is from RefSeq and is a predicted model, not a curated record. Gene Ontology annotation, biological process: transmembrane transport.